AUGCUGAAAAAAAGCAUCGACGCCAAAGUGCGUCCUCUUUCAAACGUCAGUCUUGAAAGAGCCAGUCUUCUAGGAGCUGCUCGCAUCUACGUCAGCAAAGAUUCCCUCAUCUCACUUACCGGCGGCCUUGACAGCGGUCGGCCAUGCAUUAUUGAGAGCCUGCAAACAGAUGAUACCUCUAGCAACGCUUCUGAGGCAGAAAAUAGCAGUAAAAAAAGACGAGAAGCCUCGCUAUGGGCUCUCCCCGAAAAGAACGUCAGUGCCAAUGUGGUCAUGAUGACGAGGGCAUUUCAAGAGGCCACAGGAUUCAAGUUGGGAGAUGUAGUGAGAAUUUCACUCGCGGAGACAGCUAUGCCAGACGCAGAAGAAGUUGUUGUUCAAGAUACCACCAGCGAGGCGGACCAGCAAAAAGACACGGCUGCAGAUUCAAAACACUUCCCAUGCUGGGAAUUUUCCAUCAGCGUCUCUCUGGAUCGUGCGGAACAAGUCUUUCCUGGUAUGACCCUCGAAGGUGUCAAUAUCAACAAGCUGCGUCGGACCUUCAAAGUCAUCUCUGUCAAUGGGCAGUCUCACAAUCUAGCUCGCUUCAAAAUCGCCUCGUCAACAGUACGGAUUCUAAAAUUAGGAGAUGACAGAGAUGCCAUUGAAGAUACACAAACCGCUGCUGAAACUUCCAGUCCAUUGACUGUCACCGGAGUCCCUGGUUUAUCAACUCAAGUCAACACCAUCAACCAGUUUCUCAGGGGCUUUGGCCGGCCUUUCUGGGUUCCAAACGAGCGUGAGUCUUGCGGCUUCGUCAUCCAUGGAGGCCAUGGUACCGGCAAAACUUUUAUUCUCCAGCGCAUUGCCGCUACCAACUGGGGCCGCGUUCACUGGAUUCGGCCCUCAGACAAAUUGUCAUCCAUCAGGGAGACGUUUAAGCAGGCUCAGUCUCAACAGCCAAGUCUGCUUUUCAUUGAUGGUCUUGAAGAUAUCCUCGCCAAAGACCGCUCCAACCGCGACUCUGUCAUCGAAGCGCUCGGCGAAGAGCUCGAUAACCUCUCUGCGGCGGCCUCUGCUUCCAGUGCUCUGCCUCGUGUAGUAGUCAUGGCCACGUGCCAGGAUUAUCUCGCAGAUGUACCAGCCAAGCUUCAGAAACGCUCACGUUUCCGUGAAAACAUUGCUCUGCCUAUCCCUCGAGCAACAGAGCGCCUCGAGAUAUUGCGCUUCUUCAACCCGCCAUUAAGAGCUGAGGAGAAGGAGCCGUGCCUGAUUAGCCUGGCAUCAAAGACGCACGCAUACAACGGAGACGAUCUUGCCAAUCUGGUUUUGAACGCCAAGAAAAUCCUCGGAAACAGACUGGACGACGAAGCUGCUGUCGACGCUGUCGUCGAGGGUGUUAACAGCGUUGAUAUCAAUGCUACACAGGAACAAUCCUCUCAGGAAAAACAGCCACAGCAACACUUUCUUACUUCACAAGACAUGGAGCAAGCCCUUCGCAUCACUCGUCCCACUGCUAUGCACGAUAUCAACCUGAAGCCACCCACCAUCCACUGGCAGGACGUUGGCGGCCAAGAAUCUCUCAAAAAGGUCCUCUCUCGCAUGAUCAAAAAUACAAAGGAUACCAAUCCAUCUUCUCGUCAUGUCCUCCGUCAGCCCCCUAAAGGCCUCCUCCUCUACGGGCCUCCCGGCUGCUCCAAGACGCUCUCUGCUCAAGCCAUGGCUACCGAAUCUUCUUUCAACUUCUUUGCCGUCAAGGGUGCUGAGCUUCUCAACAUGUACGUUGGUGAAUCUGAGCGUGCAGUGCGUACGCUUUUUGAACGAGCCCGGGCUGCUGCCCCUUCUAUCAUCUUCUUUGAUGAAAUAGAUUCCAUUGGUGGCAGUCGAACGGGAGGCAACGGAGCCGCCGCCGCCAGGAGCUCCGGCUCUGUAAAUAUGCUUACGACUCUCCUGACUGAGAUGGAUGGCUUCGAGUCUCUCACUGGUGUUCUGGUGUUGGCUGCUACAAACCGCCCUGAAGCUAUGGAUCCAGCUCUGCUUCGACCGGGUCGUUUUGACCAAAUCCUCUACGUUGGACCUCCUGAUCUCUCCGCCAGAGAAGCCGUCUUUGGCGUGCAUCUGCGGGGCCUCGCCCUCGCAUCAGACGUGGAAAUUCCUGAGCUGGCACGUAUCACAGACGGCUACUCGGGAGCAGAGAUCAAGGCCAUAUGCAACGAAGCCGGCCUUGCGGUGCUAGACAGAUGCGAUGAAGACGAGACAGGCACUGAAAAGAUGGAAAUCAGAAUGGCGGACUUGGUGGCUGCAGUUGAAAAGACACCACGAAACAUUACGGCCAUGAUGAUUUCAGGUUACGAAAUAUGGUCCAGACAAUUUAAACGACUGUAA
This is a messenger RNA of Trichoderma gamsii, 2364 nucleotides long. RefSeq lists its product as hypothetical. The record is from RefSeq and is a predicted model, not a curated record. Bases 1 to 2364 code for a protein of 787 amino acids. Gene Ontology annotation, molecular function: ATP binding; ATP hydrolysis activity. Gene Ontology annotation, cellular component: cytoplasm. The transcript has 2 exons. NCBI's taxonomy places the organism in Eukaryota, Fungi, Ascomycota, Sordariomycetes, Hypocreales, Hypocreaceae.